AUGUCUCGCCCCGCCUCCUACAGCGACCACUACGUCGACCAGGACACCCUUCCCCUCUUCAACCAGCCCCCGCCGCCCGUCCCCGCAUCCCAUCCCUACUCGCCCUACAGCCCCUCCGCACGCCGCCCUCCGCCUAUGGCCACAAAUAGGCCACCAAGCCAGCACUCGCAUCUCCCCUACGUCCAGCACCCGCAGGAGCAGCGUGCUCGGGACAACUCCGACUUGAUGCCCUCUGCUACCGACUAUCUCGCGAGGAGUACGAGCCUGGGGAGGAAGAAGGAUCCGUUUGCGUACAGGAGUGACGAUGUGGAGAGCGGGUUUGGCAGUAUGGACAUUAUGGAUGGGCAGGGCCAGCAGGGCCAGCAGGGGUUCACGUUCCCUGCGCAGAGGGAGGCGGUUGCAUCUCCGGGAAGCGGGACAUAUGCCCAGAUGAACCCGCCGCCUGUGCCAGCGCACAUCAUCACCGGCCGACAGGCGACUCUGCCAGACCACCCGUCGCCGACCGCGACUACCCACGCCCAGCAACCAGUCACGCCUUCGUCCUAUACCCACCCCCACAACCCCUACAUUCCCUCGCGAUCCUCUGACCCUGGCCCCUCAGCUGGUGCAGUCAGCACGGCGCCGCCUCCGGUGGACCCAUACCACCCAUCAGCCGCUGGUGGAGCGCAGUGGACAGACUAUCGUAGGCCGAGCCAGACUCGCAUGGCGUCCACAAGCUCUUUCGCUUCACAUGGCUCCGGAGGCUUGAGCCCCUACUUGACUGCCAAAGACGUGCACGAGCAGAGCCCGCUCCACUCGCCAUUGUUAAACCCUUACGACGCCGCAUCCCCCACGUCUCAAAGCCACUGGUCGACUUCGCCUGCUAUCCAUGCUCCGCCGCAGAACAAUCAGCCGCCACAGGCGCCUUCAUCCCCGCGCUACAAUGCCGGGUCUCGGCCCCAGGCUUCUCCUGUCGGCGGGCGUCCACCGCCUGUCGGCUCCAGGCCCAUCUCGACUGCAUACACACCUUCCCUGAAUCCGUCAACUCAGCUCUACCCUUCGUCUCAGCCGGUCACUCCUGCAGGCAAGUAUGAUCCGUCGAUGCCCCCGCCCAAGAUCUUCCCUCCGAGGACGGCGAGUGGGGCUAGCAGCCUUAGUACGGGUACUGGGACGACUGGGAGCGGUAUGAUGAGUCGGAGUACGAGUGCUGGCGCAGGGAGCGAGGAUGGGUUCAGAGAGGUGAAGGGGUGGAGCGAUUUGAGGGCAGUCGUCAAUAGCCAGCCCAAUGGGAGGAGGGCGGACCCGGAUUGCCCUGGCAAGUGGUUGAGCCCUCUGAAAUGCCUUACAACUGGCCUUGCCGAGACAUAUACCCUCUCCAACCCCAACUUUCGCUACGUCACCUCCGACAACCCCCGACGUGUCCUUACCAAGCCUUCCAAGCCCGCACACAAUGACGGCGCAGACAAUGAAGACUGGGACUACAUCCUCUAUGUCAACGACGUCCUGGGCGGGGAGGAUGGCAGGGAUCGGUAUAUCAUCUUGGAUGUGCUUGGGCAGGGAACGUUUGGGCAGGUGGUCAAGUGUCAGAAUAUGAGGACGCAUGAGAUUUGCGCCGUCAAGGUCGUCAAGAACAAGCCCGCAUACUUGCAGCAGAGUAAGAUGGAGGUGGCUAUUUUGGAAUUGCUCAAUACCCAACAUGACCCGCAAGACCAACACCACAUCCUCCGGAUGCAAGACUCUUUCACCCACAAGCACCAUCUCUGUCUUGUGUUUGAAUGUCUCUCGUCCAACCUUUACGAGCUCAUCAAGCAGAAUCAGUUCAAGGGGCUGAGCACGCAGCUGGUCAAGGUGUUUACGCAGCAGCUGUUGGAUUGUAUGGCCGUGUUGAAGGAGGCGAGGUUGAUCCAUUGCGAUCUCAAGCCUGAGAAUAUCUUGUUGAAAUCUCUGCAAUCGCCUCAAAUCAAGGUCAUCGACUUUGGAUCGGCCUGCCACGAGAUGCAGACCGUCUACACCUACAUCCAAUCCCGAUUCUACCGAUCUCCCGAAGUCCUCCUUGGUCUCCCCUACUCUACCUCUAUCGACAUGUGGUCCCUCGGCUGUAUCGUCGUCGAGCUCUUCUUGGGACUGCCGCUCUUCCCUGGAACAAGCGAGUACAACCAGGUCAGCCGAAUCGUAGACAUGCUUGGCAACCCUCCCACGCAUCUGCUCGAAGUGGGCAAGCAGACGCACGAGUUCUUCAACAGGACGACGGACGGGUACGGGCGAAAUGUCUACAAGCUCAAGCCCAUGCAGCAGUAUGCGGUGGAGCAUCGUACGGAUGAACAGCCGAGCAAGCAGUACUUCAAGCAAACCAAGUUGAAGGAUAUCAUCAUGGAGUACCCUAUGGGGAAGAAGACGGAUGUCAACAAGGAAAUUGCCACGCGAAAGUCGUUUGUGGACUUUGCUGAAGGUCUUUUGAACAUGGAUCCUAUCAAGAGGUGGUCACCUCAGCAGGCCAUGAAGCACCCCUUCAUCACCGGCGACAAGUGGACCGGCCCUUGGCAGCCCGAUGCGACCACUACGGCCAAGAAGCCCGAUCCCUCCCCCGAGAUCCCUCAGCCUCCCUCAUCUUCUUCCUCCACCCCCAACAAAAAGUACGGAGGUCUCGUUCAAACUCCCCAGAGCUCCCGGUCCCAGCGCGUCUACUCGGAUGCGGCGGCUUACAACCACCAGCUCGCUCAGCACCAAUCCUACACUGCCUCGGUACAGCAGCAGCAGCAAGCUGCCCAGGAGGCUGCGAGUCGAGGACCAUUCUCGCCUGGGUACCAGCUGUCCCCCGGGCAGUCGGUCAGUGCCGGGUACGGGCACCAGAGGGUCGACAGUCAGCAACUACCCCCGGCACACCAGCAGCCUCCGAUGCAGUCUGGGCGUCGAUCGAGACAGAGUCAGAGCGGACAGUGGUCUAUGCCGCCUCCUCAGGGGUAUCAGCAACAGCGAAUGCCAUCCCUCAGCGGUUCUGCUUCCCACGCUUCGUUGCGUGCGGCGCAGCAGCCGCCACCGCCACCUUCAAUUGUCUCCAACCCUCCGCCCAACUCGUACUAUCCCUCCUCGCGCACGAGAGCAAACACCAUCAACCAAAUGGAUGCUAUACCACCCGCUCUCGCUCGGUUGGUACACUUUGGUGCUCAGGAUCCUAACGGGUCCAGAAACACGUUGACGCCCGUUAUGAACCGAGACGAAGCUAUCAGGGAAUGGGAGCGGAGGCAUCAAGGUGGGAUGGGCCACAACAAGCAAAACUCGAUUGCCGGGCCGGCGUACCAACAGCUAGAGUACCUGCAGGAGCAAGCCGAGUUGGCUGCGAUGCAAGGGCAGAACUGGAUGCCUUAUCCUCCUCAUUCGGGGCAUCACCAGCCCCCUCAAGGCCACCAUCCUCAACAUGGCGGUGGACAUCAUCGACAGAACCCAUCGGGUCAGUAUCAGAUGCAGCCUCACAUUGGUAUCUCCCCUCCCAACCCGUCCGACUACCGUCCCCGGCCCACGAGCGACUAUGACCCUCCACUCUCGGCACCUUCUUCUGCUGGAGGCAGCGGGAGCAACCGAAACUCGGCCACUGCUCAAGGCUAUGGUCUUCCCACCUACCCUCCUGUUGCUGCUAUAACUGGCGGGUCUUCUGCCGGCGGCACGGGCCAGUCUUUCGACGCGUUCGACCAGAGGGACGGCGGGAUGGGCAUGAUGUACACGCCACUACAACCGACGCAGGUCUUUGGGUAUCAGCAGUCGGCCCAGCCGGGGCCAGGUCAAGGGCCGGGCCCAGGGCAUGGUGGAGGACAUGGGGGUGGACAUGUGGCGAGGUCAAGUUAUUCGGGAGGGUAUGGCUCUGGCAACCCGUUUGGGCAGCCUAACAGUCCGAGAUACUGA
Molecule: messenger RNA, 3876 nt
Organism: Cryptococcus wingfieldii CBS 7118
Lineage: Eukaryota; Fungi; Basidiomycota; Tremellomycetes; Tremellales; Cryptococcaceae
Product: CMGC/DYRK/YAK protein kinase
Exons: 6
Coding region: 1-3876 (1291 amino acids)
Biological process (GO): peptidyl-serine phosphorylation; peptidyl-threonine phosphorylation
Cellular component (GO): nucleus; cytoplasm
Molecular function (GO): protein tyrosine kinase activity; ATP binding; protein serine/threonine kinase activity
Source: RefSeq, a predicted model, not a curated record